UUUUGCUCGACGUCACGUCUACCCGUCGAGCAUUGGGAGCCUAUGUCCGCCAUAGUAGUUGUGGUGCGUCGUAUGCGAAGCUCGGCAAAGAGUGUUAAUUCUCCUCAUGCCGAACACUCUUCACGACAUUAAGGAUAAAUUAUUGAGUGCAUUAGAUCCAGACUACAAUGUGGUGGAUAUGGCCACUGUCAUUGAAGUCAUUUCAAUUCUGGAGAAGACUAGCAUCACAAAAGAUGCAUUAGAGAAAACGAGAAUAGGGAAAUUCAUAAAUGAACUCCGGAAGAAAACUUCAAAUGAACAAUUAGCUAGAAGAGCAAAAGAAUUGGUAAAGAAAUGGAGAAAACUACUGCCAGUUCCAGACCACCCAACAAUCAAUGGAGAAAGAAUAGUGGGAAGUAUCAGUACUCCUCCGGUGGGAAUGACUCCGGCUGGUCCGGGUCCUGGGCCGGGAGUGGGACCCGGUCCCGGACCAGGAAACAAACCAGCUAGUCCAGCGAUAUGUAGGACUGGCAGCGGCAGCAUUGCCAAAUUUGCCAGUCCGGCAUUGAUGUCCGAGAGAGCGACUAGUCCGUGUUCUAGUGCUUCUAACAGUCCACAUUUACCUCCUCGACAUCAAGGGUCCAAUAGAACGACGGUUACACCUUCUGUGCAUGUGAUGAAUAAAUUGCCUGCGUCGGAUCAAGCCUUAGGUAGUGUCGUCAGUAACGGAAACAGUGCCACUUGUAAUCAGAUGUUCAAGCCUGUCAGUCCCGCGCUAGCUGCAGUUCAGAUGGCAAGUGGUGCUGGCGGGAAACAGGAAUUGCAUCUGUCUGGAACAAAUCUGGCUUGUCCCAAGCCUCACAGUCCUGCUGGAAGAAAUCCGGUCAGCUUACAUAAUAGUUCGAGGUCACUUAGUCCCUGCCUUAACAUUUCCAGUAAAUCAUUACCGAGUAGGCAUCUUCAGGAAGCAUCUUCGCCACACUCGUCUGCUCAGCAUUCUACGAUAUCUCCUCAUUCUGGAAUUAGCCAUUCCAGUUUAGAUUUAGCUAAAACAAAUGCAGCUAACAAGAGGCUGAGGAAAGAUCUCUCCCCCAGUUUGGCAGGUAAAAAGAGACGCACGGAAGACCGGGUACUUUUGAACGCCAAUGUGGCUAAUGGGAUGGAUCCCGCUCACUUCAAAAACAGAGUCACCAUCGAAAUCAUGCCCAGCAAGGGGUCGGCGUUCGAAAGUUUUAAAGCAAAUGAAACCAAGGACGAGACAAAAGAACAGGAAAGUGCUUUUAACGACAGCUUUGGAAAGAAGAAAAAGAAGGUCGGACCACUAUCCGACCACGAAGGACCCAAGGCGGAAGGAAUAUCCACUGGUCUAAAACUUCAGAAAGUGAAAACUACUCAGCAACUAAUAGCCGAAUUGCAGGCUAAGAAAGGUGCAAUGCCUUCUAUCGACUUAUUACCAAAUUUAACUUCUGACUCUAGGAAUUGUAGGACAAACGAUGUCACUCUGGGAUUACUGUUAAAGCGAUCAGGUAACUGUGCUCUGUUUGGUUCCGACGCUGAAGUGAACAAAACGAAAUCAGAACUGAUGGAUAGGUUCCUCCAGGCAUCUGCCAAUGAAAAGGGACUGGAAUCUCCGGCCCGGGAAUCCGCGCAACUAGAUCUAGCUCCUCCUGAAGAAAAGCCGAGAAUCCAUGUGGAUCGGGUGGGGGAAGAGAUAGAAAAGCUGAUGGCAUCGCUACCGGACAUCAGUUCAUUAGAGAUCCCAGAAGAGGAAGAGGAAUAUGUCCCAGUGAAAGCUGAACUUACUGAAGAGGCGAUCCUAAAGAUAUCAACAGAGAACUGGGAAAAUGUGAACGGCGAAUACGAUAGGGAAGGGAAGUGGAAAGAAUGGCACGAAAUGACCACUAGAGAAUCAUAUGAAGGUGAUUCCUUAAAUAUAUUGCCUUAUGUAAAUAUUGACUGGUAAAAAAUUUGCAAAAAUUAAUGUUAAUUCAAGGUUACAUUGAUAAACCUGGGAAUGUGUGAAAAUGUCUUGUAUAAAAAAAACCUUGUAAAUAUGAAGAGAUUUUUGUUUUCUUGCAUUCAAAAAUUGUUCAGUAAAAAAAAUAAAGCCCAAGGACAAGUGAUACUAAUAGAA
Centruroides sculpturatus (bark scorpion) is the source of this 2113-nucleotide messenger RNA. Its product is annotated as mediator of RNA polymerase II transcription subunit 26-like. The transcript has 3 exons. Gene Ontology annotation, cellular component: mediator complex; nucleus; core mediator complex. The coding region runs from base 107 to 1942 and encodes 611 amino acids. Lineage: Eukaryota; Metazoa; Arthropoda; Arachnida; Scorpiones; Buthidae. The record is from RefSeq and is a predicted model, not a curated record. Gene Ontology annotation, molecular function: transcription coregulator activity. Gene Ontology annotation, biological process: regulation of transcription by RNA polymerase II; positive regulation of gene expression.